Messenger RNA from Capsella rubella, 6592 nucleotides. Its product is annotated as protein CELLULOSE SYNTHASE INTERACTIVE 2. Gene Ontology annotation, molecular function: microtubule binding. Gene Ontology annotation, biological process: anisotropic cell growth; regulation of cellulose biosynthetic process. Gene Ontology annotation, cellular component: cellulose synthase complex. Bases 74 to 6505 code for a protein of 2143 amino acids. Lineage: Eukaryota; Viridiplantae; Streptophyta; Magnoliopsida; Brassicales; Brassicaceae. The record is from RefSeq and is a predicted model, not a curated record. The transcript is spliced from 6 exons.
UUUCCUUUUGUAAAUGAGUUUUUUUUAGUAUCUUAUCAAUUGAAAAGUUUUAUUUUCGUUCAGAUUAGAGAAGAUGGCAAAGCCUCCCUCCUCAACGAACCAACAAGAUUCUUCAAUGUCUUCUCCUCGGCUAAGGGAAAACAAUAAAACAAUGAGUCCGGAGGUAGAUGAUCAUGAGAAAGCAGCAGUGACAAUAACACGUCUCAUCGAGCAGCUUCAUGCAAAGAAAUCAUCAGAACAAGAAAAAGAGCUCAGCACUGCUCGACUUCUUGGUCUAGCCAAGGGUAAAAAAGAGUGUAGAAAGAUUCUAAGUCAAAACAUAAAUGCCAUGCCUGCUUUCAUAUCAAUUCUUAGGAAUGGAACCAUCUUGGCAAAACUAAAUUCGGCUUCGGUCCUCACCGUUCUAUGCAAAGACAAAAAUGUUCGUUCGAAAGUAUUGAUAGGCGGGUGCAUCCCACCGUUGCUAGCACUAUUGAAAUCUGAAUCUGUGGAUGCAAGAAGAGCUGCGGCCGAGGCUAUAUAUGAAGUAUCCUUGUGUGGAAUUGAUGAUGAUAAUGUUGGUAAUAGGAUAUUUGUCACAGAAGGUGUAGUACCAAGUUUGUGGGAUGAGUUAAAAACCAAUAAAAAACAGGACAAGACAGUUGAAGGAUUUUUGGUUGGGGCUUUGAGAAAUCUUUGUGGCGAUAAAGACGGUUUUUGGGCAUUAACACUUGCAGAUGGUGGAGUCGAUAUCAUCCUUAGCCUUCUUCAGUCUAGUAACCCGGUAUCUCAAUCAAAUGCAGCUUCUCUCUUAGCUAGUCUUAUUAGGAUUUUCACUAGUAACAUCUCAAACAUUGUAGAGUCAGGUUCUGUGCAAGUUCUGGUGCAACUUCUAGGUGAGAAAAAUAGUGUUUUUGUACGUGCUAGUGUCGCCAAUGCUCUAGAGGCCAUCACAUCAAAGUCAGAAGAAGCAAAAAAUAUGGCAAGAGAUUUGGAUGGGAUACACCUGCUAAUUGGUGCAGUGGUUGCUUCUUCUAAAGAGUUAGUGGAUGAAGAAAAUAAACGAAUGUUACAACGUUAUGGGACUCAAGCUUUAGCAAACUUAUGCGGAGGAAUGUCUGGUUUGAUAGUGUAUCUUGGAGGGUUAUCUCUGUCUCCACGCCUCACUGAGCCCAUCCCUGAUAUUCUUGGAGCUCUUGCUUAUGCUUUGAGGAAGUUUCAACUAAGUUUUGGUGAUGAUAGAGAGAGUUUUGAUCCAACACUAAUAGAAGGAAUAUUAGUGAAACUACUAAAGCCUCGAGAUACUCAGUUGAUCCAAGAACGUAUCUUAGAGGUUAUGGAAAGUCUAUAUGGAAACACUAAUCUAUCAGAAUUACUCAACAAUGUGGAGGCAAAAAGGGUCUUAGUUGGUCUUACAAUCUUGGCCACAGCCGGUCCACGGGAACGGAUGAUAACUUCUUUAUCAAAUUUAUGCAAAUAUGGGGAUGUUUGGGAUGCUAUUGGGAAGAGGGAAGGGAUACAAAUCCUCAUCCCAUAUCUUGGAUUGUUAAGUGAACAACAUCAAGAACUCUCUGUUGAAUUCUUAGCGAUCUUGACUGAUAAGGUUGAAGAAAGUAGAUGGGCUGUUACUUCUGCAGGUGGGAUUCCUCCAUUAUUGCAAAUACUAGAGACUGGUGUAUCUUACAAGGCAAAGGACGAUGCAGUCCGUGUCAUUUGGAACCUAUGUUGUCAUAGUGAGGAAAUUCGUCUAUGUGUUGAGGAAGCAGGAGCUAUUCCUGCACUUUUGGCGCUUUUAAAGAGCGGUGGACCAAAAUCACAAGAGAGCGCAGCAAAUACGCUUUUGAAACUGAUUAGAAAAGCUGAUCCAAAUGUUAUCGAGCAGGUACAAACUUUGUUUCUUGGAGAUGCUCCUAAAUCAAAGGGUCAUUUGAUAAGAGUUCUUGGUCAUGUUCUUGCAUCAGCUUCUUUAGAGGAAUUUGUCACCAAAGGUUCUGCAGCGAAUGAUGGAUUGAGAUCUCUUGUACAGAGACUUGCCUCAUCAAACGACAAGAUGAAAGAGAAUGCAGCUUCUGUAUUGGCUGAUUUAUUCAACUCAAGAAAUGACCUUUGUGGUGGUCUUGGAUUUGAUGAGAAUGACAAUCCAUGCACAAAACUUUUAAGUGGAAACACUCAUGCUGUUGCAACACAGUUAGCACAUGCCCUAGGCUAUUUAUCCAAUCCAACAAAGAAAAAGAUUGGCCCAAAGAAGUUAUCUGGUCCGGAAGGGGAAGUGAUCAAACCAUUGAUAAAGUCAGCAAAAACAAACCCAAUCGAGUCAACAGAGAAUCCCAUGUCCGCUCUUGCAAACCUUCUUUCAGACCCAAAUGUUGCAGCUGAAGCAUUAAAUGAUGAUGUUGUUUCUGCUUUGACAAGAGUGUUGAGAGAGGGAACAUUACAAGGUAAGAGAAAUGCAUCACAUGCUCUUCAUCAAUUACUAAAGCAUUUCCAGGUCACUGAUGUGUUCAAAGGAAAUGAUCAGUGUCGGUUUGCUAUUUCUGAACUCAUUGAUCUCUUGAAAGCAACUGAUACUAACAAUAGCUCUUUUAUCGACGUCUUGGAAGUACUCUCUUUAUUGGCCAAAGCUAAAUAUGGUGCUAACUUGUCCCAUAACCCCUUUUCUACAUUCACUGAAGCUCCUUCGUAUUUAGACUCUCUUGUUCGCGGUGUGGCUGAAGGUCAUCCGUUGGUGCAAGAUAAAGCAAUAGAGAUCUUGUCUCGCUUCUGCAAGACACAAUUUGUGUUUCUGGGUCAACUUUUAAUGAUGCAAUCAAAAUCAAUUUCUUCAUUGGCCAACAGAACAAUCAACUCAUCCAUUCCUGAAAUAAAAGUCGGAGGGGCUACAUUGCUUGUUUGUGCAGGAAAGAACGACAAGAAGUUAUGGGCGGAAACGAUUGGACGAUCAGGGUAUUUGAAAAGCUUAGUAAGCACUCUUCUUGAUAUGUCAAAGGAGAACUCUAAAUCUUCUUCAUAUGGAAUUGAAAUUCAAAGACCAAGAUAUUUCAUUACAAGCAACUUUUGCUUAAGCAUGGAUAAUUCUGAAAUGGUUGAUCCAGUUACCCUCUUAGGAAGUACAGUCUCCAUGUGGUUACUCUCUAUUAUUUGCUCUGCUCAUCCUAAGAACAAACUAGUUGUCAUAGAAGCCAAUGGACUGAAAACUAUUGUAGAGAAGCUUCAAAAAAACAAGUCCAACAUAGAGGAUAAUUUCUCCAAUUCAGAAGAAAAAUGGAUUGCUUUGUCAUUAUUAGCUGUUUUGUCUCAAGAACCAAACAUUGUCUCAUUUCCAGUAACAGAAAAUAUUUUUCCAACAUUAGCACCCUUCAUGCAAUCCGAGCAGAAGAUUGAUGGGUAUUUUACUGCACAAGUGUUGGCAGCAUUAGUUCGUCAUAAGAAUGAUGAUAUCAUUUCAGAAAUUAUGAAUUCAGAUAUUGUACAAACCACGGUAAACUUGGUAGGAUGUACAGAAUCAGACACAAGUUCUCUUUGUGCCUUAGCAGAAGAGUUGUCUCUAGUACAAAAUCCUUUUGAGGCCAUUUUGGAGGUACUAUUCGAAGAUGAAAGAGUAAGACAUGGUUCCUUUAUGAGAAAAUGUACUUUGUUGCUGGUGGAUCUCUUAAAACCAAAUGCAGAUAAAGCUGGAGCUAUUCCAAUGGCUGUUCGGCUUCUGAGUCGUAUUGCAGAGUGUGAUGACUCAAGUAAACUACUUAUCACUGAAGCAGGAGGUUUGGAUGCUUUAGCAAAGUACCUUUCUUUAAGUCCUCAAGAUUCUACUGAGAUCAUUGUUUAUCAACUAUUAGAAUCACUCUUCCGCAAUCCAGAAAUUACACGCCACAAAACAACUAUAAGUUCCAUGAAGCAGCUUAUUGGAAUUCUUCAUCUUGCUUCUAGACGUACCCGCUACAAUGCUGCAAGAGUGCUUAGUGAACUUUUUAGUUAUGAACACGUCAGAGAUUCUGAAUCAGCAUGGAAAGCGCUUUCACCUCUAAUGGAAAUGUUGAAUACUACACUAGAGAGCGAGAAAAUGGCUGCUCUAACAACUUUAGUGAAGCUAACUAUAGGAACAAGUCCAAUUCCACAUAUUCUUACUAGUCUUGAAGGAAACCAAUUGGAAAACAUCUACAAAAUUUUAUGUUCAGAUAGUUCAUCACUUGAAUCAAAGACAAGUGCUGCAAGGGUAUGUCGCUUUCUAUUUACCAACGAAGGUUUGAAAACAAGCUCGUCCACCACAGGAUGUGUAGUACCUCUUAUAUCACUUAUUCGAUCAGGAAAGAGCACAUCUAUAGAAGCUGGGAUGUUUGCACUUGACAUCCUCUUGGAUAACAAAAGAUUCUCAGAUGCUGCAGAAGAACAUGAUUGUGUAAACCUUUUCUACGGCUUUGUGUCUUCUGAAAAUUAUCUAAUCAGUGAGGCUGCAAUUUCUUGUCUUGUAAAAAUGGCGAAAGACAACACUCCACGGAAAAUGGAUCUGAUUAAAAUGGGGAUAAUCGAGAAAUGCCUUGGUCAACUCUCAAGAUCUCCUCCAUGUUCUUUGUGUUUAGUAAUCGUAGAGCUUUUCAGAGUUUUGACGAAUGUUGGUGCUGUAGCUAGAAGCCAAGACGCAGUAAAAAUGAUCCAACCGCUCCUCUCGAUUUUGAUUAGACAAGACUUGGAUUUUCAAGGCCAACUCAGUGGUUUACAAGCUAUAGCAAACAUCUUGGAGAAGCCAAUGAUUCUUGAAUCAUUAAAAAUUGCAUAUUCUCUUGUCAUUAUGCCUAUGAUACCAUUGCUUGAAUCUGAAUCUUUAGCUGUAAAGAAUGCAACCGCAGAACUACUGACAUCACUUCUCAGAAUGCCAUGUUUCCAAGAAGUUAUAAUGACCAAGGAUCUCAUUGCCCCUCUUGUGAAACUAGCGGGGAUCAGCGUAAGAAACUUACAAGAGAUAGCGUUGAUGGGUCUAGAGAAAUCCUCAGUUACAUGGACAAAGGAGGUCGCAGAUGCCGAAGGAAUUCAAGAGCUUUCCAAGAUAAUUAUCGAUGAAGAUCCUCAACUUCCUGUAUAUCUAUGGGAAUCAGCAACUUUCAUUCUCUGCAACAUUCUUAGAUUCAACCCAGAACACUAUUACUUUAUAGUGACUAUACCAGUUCUCGCAAAAAUGUUGUUCUCAACAAAUGAGAGCAUAGUGAUUUUAGCCAUAGAUGUAUUGAUAAUCCAUGAGAACCAAGACUCAUCAAGUGUCCUAAAAAUGACUGAAGCUGGUGCACUCGACGCAUUACUAGAUCUACUAAAAUCACACCACUGCGAAGAUCUAUCUGCAAGAUUACUUGAACUAAUACUACGCAGUCCAAAGGUUAGAGAGAUAAAGAUAUGCCAGUUUGUAAUAACUCCCUUGUCGGAGUACAUACUAGACCCAUACACAACAUCAGAAUCCGCAAAGCUUCUUGUAGCUAUGGCUCUAGGUGACAUAUCUCAACACGAAGGACUAGCUAAAGCCACGGAUUCGCCUCUGGCUUGUCGCGCAUUAAUCAGCUUGAUAUUAGAGGAACCAAGCAAUGAGAUGCACAUGGUUGUGAUGCGUGCAUUGGGAAACUUUGCAAUGCAUAGUAGAACAAGCCGUAAAGCUAUGGCUGAAGCUGGUGGAGUAUGUUUGCUUCAGGAAAUGCUUAGAUCUUGUAAUCCAGAAGUUUCUACACAAGCAGCUCUAAUGAUCAGAUCUCUCUUUUCAAACCAUACACUACAAGAAUACGUCUCUGGCGAAAUCAUCAAAUCGUUAACAACUGCGAUGGAGAGAGAGUUUUGGACGACGGCGACGAUAAACGUGGAGAUAGUAAGAACCCUAAACGCGAUUUUCACGACGUUUCCCAAACUUCGUUCGUCGGAAGCAGCCACCGCUUGUAUCCCUCAUUUAAUCGGAGCUCUAAAAUCCGGCGAGCAAGAAGCGAGAGCUUCAGCGAUGGACACGAUAUACACUUUGCGACAAUCAUGGAUAACGAUGCCGCCUGAAAUCGCGAAAUCUCAGGCGGUUUUAGCGGCAGAGGCGAUUCCGGCUUUGCAACUGAUGAUGAAAUCGAAAUCUCCGGCUCAUUCGAGCUUCCAUGAGAGAGGUAACAGUCUCUUGAAUUCUUUGCCGGGAAGUCUCACGGUGGCGAUCAAACGUGGCGAUAACCUAAAACGUUCCAAUGCGUUUUGCAGAUUAAUCAUUGAUAAUUGUCCCACCAAGAAAACCAAGGUUGUGAAACGAAGCAGCUCACCGGUCUGGAAAGAAUCAUUCACAUGGGACUUUGCUGUUCCUCCAAGAGGACAGUUUCUUGAAAUCGUUUGCAAAUCUAACAACAUCUUUAGAAACAAAAAUCUUGGAAGAGUAACAAUCCCAAUUGAUAAAGUAUUGACAGAAGGGAGUUACAGUGGAAGUUUCAAGCUGAGUGAUGAUGAAAACAAGAAUGAUGAUUCUUCUAAUAAAAGUCUAGAAAUCGAAAUCGUCUGGUCAAAUCAAGACAUUUUAAUAAACUCUUAAUUACUCAAACUGUUAUGUAAUAAUCAUGAAUAUUAUUGGGUUACUAUAUUGUUAAUAUCAUAUCUAUAUAUAACUUGGUGUUGUUAA